AUGAACUUGAUGAUGAAUGAUUCAAUAGAAAAAGAAAAUAUCACAACUUACCAAUACAACAUGUUUGACGAUGUGACUCCUAUUGGUGAGAAUAUCUUUAAGGCGACCCUACGAAAUAGUAGAAAAUUUGUAAUUCUCAAACAAAUUCAUUUAGAUGGAGAGUCUGAUUUAAACGACAUGAUCAGUGAAACUUCCGAAAAUCUUCUUGUUCACAACGAGAAUAUCAAACUGUGUACUUUCAAAAUAUCCAAAAAAGCGGUUGAAUCCGGAAAGUUUGUUGAGAAAUUCUUGGGUUCAUUUCAGUAUUCAGAUUCGCAACACUUGAGAUUAUGUAGCAACGCCAGCGAUUGCAAAAAGAGUUCGGAUAUAUUCGAUUUGGGAAUCAUUUUAUGGGAAAUUGCGAGCGGAGGUUCUCAAUCCGAUUCGCCAUUUGAUCCAAGUUCUUUAUCAAGAGAGGAACUAUUAAACUACAUUAAGAAUGGCGACAGAAGUAAAGUCGUCGCAGGAACACCUCGCGGAUAUUUGAAAAUUUAUACAGACUGUCUACAAUACGAAGAAAGCCUUCGUCCAAAUAUUUCACAAGUUUUUAGGGAUCUGAAGAAAAUAAAUAUUUCGGAUACAAUAAGUGAACUAGAAAUCUUAAUACCACAUUUUAAUGACACCAAAAAUAAAAAUUUAAUAAAAGCCGACAUUCUAAAUGUGGAGGAUAAUGAAUUUGAACCUCAACAAAAGCCAUCAACAAAAUCUGCCAAAUCCACGGUUCGCUCUACUGCGGAGACUGAUGCGUUCAUUAAAAGUUUAUUCCAAUUUUUUACGAAUUUAUUCUUUAAGCAACACAUUGUUAUGGCGCCAGUUUUGAUAAAAAAAUACAUCAAAGAUCACAAGAAAAAUCCUGUUAAAGUGUUUCAUCAGUUGCUUCAAAGUCAAUAUCGAUCCUAUAUCACAAGUAUGAUUGGUUGUUUUUAUCAAUAUGGAAUUGGCGUUGUUGUGGAUUACAAAAUGGCGUUUGAAUAUUAUUCGCUGGCUGUUAAUGAUACAAUUGAUUCCGAAAACGAAAUAUCAACCUGGAGCAAAUCGUUUAAAAGAUACAAUAUAAUCAACAGUAGAAUACUUAUUGCAAGUCUGUAUAUAGACGGCAAAGGAAUCAAUCAAAACAGGCGUAAGGCCUUUCAGAUUUUGCUAAAAACGGCCGCCGAAGGUUCAAGUAGAGCGGUAAAUUACAUAGGAUAUUGUUUUGAAAAAGGCUAUGGUGUUGAUCAGGACAGUCACAAAGCCUUCGUCCUAUAUUCGAAGGCUGCCGAACAGGGAUACUUGGUGGCACAGUGUAAUCGGGGCUACGGUUUUCAAGACGGCGUGGGAACCGAAAAAGAUGAGAUCAAAGGAUUUCAAUAUUACUUGAAGGCUGCAAUGGAAGGGAACGUGGUAGCAAAGUAUUGUGUUGGUUGGUGUUUUGAAAAUGGGCAGGGGGUGGAGAAGAACGAGGAGAUUGCCUAUUACUGGUAUUUAAAGUGUGCAAACGAAGGGUACAGCAGCUCUCAGAGUAAUGUCGCAUAUUGUUAUUGGAUUGGCCAAGGAGUUGCUCAGAACGAAAAGAAAGCGUUCGAAUGGUACCGGAAGGCUGGCGAAAAUGGAAAUGUAUUCAGUCAACGUAUGACGGGCAUUCGAUAUAUGAACGGAACCGGCAUAACAAAGGAUAUCAUCAAGGCCAUAUUUUGGCUACAGAAGGCUGCUGAAAAUGGCGACAAUGAUGCGGUAGACGAGUUGGAAGACAUAACUGGCUUCAUGUUUCUAUUAUUAUGA
Acaulospora colombiana is the source of this 1800-nucleotide messenger RNA. The record is from the annotation of a GenBank genome assembly. Lineage: Eukaryota; Fungi; Glomeromycota; Glomeromycetes; Diversisporales; Acaulosporaceae.